Messenger RNA from Labrus mixtus (cuckoo wrasse), 3240 nucleotides. RefSeq names its product RAS-like, family 12 (gene rasl12). The transcript is spliced from 5 exons. NCBI's taxonomy places the organism in Eukaryota, Metazoa, Chordata, Actinopteri, Labriformes, Labridae. The record is from RefSeq and is a predicted model, not a curated record. Bases 299 to 1054 code for a protein of 251 amino acids. Gene Ontology annotation, molecular function: GTP binding; GTPase activity.
UAAAUCAAACUGUGAGAGGUUUCAGUUGCAACUGAUCCCCCUGCAUGGUUCCGCUUCAACGAGCUCUGUUUGAAGAGUUUUUCCUAAAAUGGAGAGGUCAUCUGUGUGCUGCUCUCCUGGGAGCUAAGGGCUCUCCUAAUUCAGGAUCUGGACUACAAACAGUAAGAUCUGUGAGGAAAAUGUUCCCUUUUUCUGGACUUGUUGGAAAAGAAGAAAACCCACAAAGCCAGCCUGAAGACUGGAGAUAUCAUGCAUCAUGAGAGAGGUUAGCUGCAGUCUUUGAGGUGUUUGUGGACACAUGAUCAUGUUUGGGAAAGUAAAGACGGGUCAGCCUGCAGCAGCAGCAGCAGCAGGUCCAGACUCAAGUCCAGCUGAGUGUAACCUGGUACUGCUCGGCAUGAUGGGCUCCGGGAAGUCAGCGCUGACAGUGAAGUUCCUAACCAAGAGAUUCAUCAGUGAGUACGACCCUCUGCUCGAGGAUGUGUAUACCUCAGAACAGAUGGUAGACCAGCAGCCGGUUACAGUCAGAGUGAUGGACACCUGUGACCAGGAUGGUCCUGCUAACAUUGAGCGAUACCUGUCCUGGGCCAGUGUCUUCAUGGUGGUCUACAGCAUCGACAGCAUGGAGAGCUUUAAACGCUGCCAGCCAUACCUGCACAUGCUCAGUCUACGCGGGAAAACUCCCAUAAUCCUCCUUGGCAACAAGCUGGACAUGGAUCCAUACAGGCUGGUGAGUCAGAGGGAAGCAGAGGAUUUGGCGUCCUGCUUCAGCUGUGUGUUUUUCGAGGUGUCAGCCUGUCUGGACUUCCUGUCUGUGCAGCACGUCUUCUUUGAGGCAGUGAGGAGGGUGAGGAGGGGACGUGGUCGCCUGGUUCCCGCAGUCUGCAUCAGCGAGGACAGAGCGCUUCUCCCUCCCUCCUUCUUCACCACCCCCUGCUACAAGGAGCUGCCGGCCCCGACCACCGCCAAACUGGUCACAGUGAGGACUUCCAGAGCUCAGAGCAAACGCAGAGCCACCACCCUCACCCUGCUUAAAGGAUUCAAGAUCUUCUGACCGACGGGAUACAGACUAAACUGAGUUGAUGACAAACAGAUGUGUACUGUCCCAGACGCUCUCUAAUGAUGGACCAUCUCACACGUCUGAAUCAUUUACAUCUACUGUCUGUAAAACCAGGUCUUAGCUUUAAACACUACAAUACCCAGAAGUCUUUGCCUUUACUGCACAAUGACACAAAGUCAGCUGCAGGCACCAAUCAGAGACAUUGCUAAGACAAACCACCUGCUAAAUGCUGUCAUACUUUUUUGCCUUGGUUUCUGAAAUUAAGCUUAAAACACCACACUCUCUACCUACAGUAUGAAUCACAACUAACACGCUAAACAAUCUGAAACUCCUCAAUUGGAUGUUUCUUGCUCUCCUUUCCCAUCUAAAUUGAACAUUCAGAGCCUGGUCUUCUUUACCUCCUUUUAUUAAUAAAGUGUUCCACUGACUGCCCAUACAGGCCUUGUGAAAUUCAUGUAGGACUGGAUUUGCAGCAUUUUUCUAUUUGCAGUUGGUUUCUGAACAUGAAUCUGUCUCAUUCUUUUAUCCAUCAUGUAUUAGAAGUGUGUUUCAUUUGUUUGAACUUGUCUGCUAAAAUUGUACUGUAUACAAAUUGUAUUGUAUUUAAAACAUAUUUGAGCAAAGUUAACCCUUUGACUUGCAUUGUAACCACGCGGUUGACCUUUUUUCCACUGCAAUAUUGCUGUUUUUAAAACUCUGAAAACCUAUCUUUGGCUGUUUAUCCUCAUUCACCUCAUUGAAUAGUGUAUGUAACCCUGAUUAUGUCCAUAAUUAUCAUUGUCUUAAAACUGUGGAAAAUACCGGUAGUGACUCAGCACAGCUCCUCAGAAAUCUCACAGAACAAGAGCAAACGUCUGGGUAAAAAACAUUUAUAGACCCUCUAACAAUCAUAAUUUAGUUGAAGGAAAUAAAUAUAUUUAAAAUAUAUCUCUACGAUUCCUCAGAAAACAUGGUUGACCAUUCGGUUCAGUUGCCUAGCUCAAGUCACUAAUUUCUUAUUUUGUUCACCUUUUCUAACCAUUGCUACUCAUUCAAUUUGUUGAAUAAAUUAUAGGUUAUUUUAACAAGUUCUACUCUCUGUGAUGUUUAUAUAUGAAAAAACAUUUUGUUGCAGAAAUGAAAGAAAUCCAUUCAUGCCCAAAGUAACCCUAAACAUAUAUCUGCUUCCUGAUUGGGUAAUCUGAAAAAUAUAACCUGAAAUGUUGCUUAAUGAAGAGGCAGGAACACAAUUUUACCAACAAAUAUUUUUUUGCAAAUGGAUUUCUUACUGUGGAAGUCAAAGGGUUUUUAAUGAAUGAGAACUAAAAGAGGACUUAAAAUAGAGAAAUGAGGUGAGUAAAGGAGAAUGAGAGAAAAGAUAAAUUGCAUGAAGAUGUCAUGUUUUCAAUCUGGUUUCAUUAUAAAUUAAUUAAAUGUAUAAAACCAUUUUAUAUCUUUAUCAUUUUCUUUACCGACUCCAUCAUUCACCACAAUUUGAAUCUUCAUGGGACGGUACACUGUGAUGUGACAGAACAAAAGUGAACUGUUUUUAAGUCAACAUAGUACAUGUGUACAUUUAAAGAUAGAUUUAUAAAAAUAUAAAAUGAUCUCUCUCUUAUUAUUUGUGUAAUAACAAACUAACAAGCGUUCACAGAUUUAAAAUGAGUACUACAGCUUGAUGAAGUCAAAGGUCAUCAUUUAUGUAACGUUUGGUUGAGUUUAAUGUGCACCAGCUACUGCAGAAUUUAAAGGAAUACUUUACACUGUGAUUUACACUGUGAUGAAUAAGAAUAUUGACCGCUGAGACAUUGAUGACGUGUACAGACAUUUUCUCAAGAUCAUGAAAGUUAAAACGUUAUCACUGGAAAACCAGCGUUGUAAUGCUGAGAUAGCGGGAUAAAAGAAUAUUCUCUAGAAAACAGAAAUGUUCUCAUUAUCACUUGAACAUUUUGUAUGAAUUCUUUCUGUAUAAAUCAUUUGAAACAUUGUUGUUGUUGUUGUUGUUGUUGUUGUUGUUGUUGUUGUUGUUGUUGUUGUGUAAAGGUUGCCAAAUACAAUAUGUUGUGUAAAACGAGUGGGCAUAAUAAGACAAAGCUUCAGCCCACACCUUUAAAUUCCACAUUGUAAUUGUUUUGCAAAUAUGUGUUUUUGUCGGGGAGAAAUGUUUAAUUCGGACCGAAAUAAACUACAACUGAACUGAA